AUGGGAUGUAGUGAUUCAAAGAUAGAGGAAGAGGAUUAUAUUCUUCCACCAACAGACCCAGAAACAGAAGCAAGAAACCCUGUUGUCUUUACUAAUAAUGCAAAUCCUGAACCUCCUAAACGAUCCAGAUCUCAAUUAAUACCGUCAAUUAAACAAUUUUCUGAAAUUGAUUCUCAUGCUCGAAGUGUACCAGAUGAUGUCAAGUUAACACCACCAACUUUAGUGAAAUAUCUUGUAGAACCAUGUACAAGAGAUUUAGAUGUAAUCCGAGUAUUUUAUGUUUGGAUUUGUUCCAACAUCAGAUACGAUGUUGAUGUAUAUAAUGGUAAGAAGUCACCAAGUAACGCUCCUCAAACUGUUUUAAACAAAAAACUAGCAGUGUGUCAGGGAUAUAGUGAGUUAUUUGCCCUUUUCUGUCGAAUGGUAAAGAUUCCAGUGAAAGUAAUAACCGGACAUUCUAAAGGUUUUGCCUAUAAUGCUAAUCGUCGUAUAACAGAAGACACGGAAACAAAUCAUGCCUGGAAUGCCGUUUAUACUCAGGGCGAAUGGAGGUUUAUUGAAUGUACGUGGGGAGCUGGAAGAAUGAACGACGACGGAAAAUGGGAAAAGGCGUAUACUGAUCGUCAUUUUAUGCAGGAUCCCGAUAAAUUUAUUAAUGCCCAUUUUCCUCUGUUGGAGAAUGCUGAAGAAAACAGCUCCAAAUGGCAGAUAUUGAAAGAACCCAUCACUCUAGAGGAGUUCGCUAGUAGAAUCAAACUAUAUGAAGCUGCUCAAGACUGGGACGUUGAUUUCCAUCCACAUAAACACGUCCAAUUAGAAACCAAAGACGUGAUUGAAAUCUUCGUUAGAGCUAAAAAUGUGCCUUUAACUGAUGUUGGCGCUCACAUGUAUGAUAGAGAGGGUGAGGCGUAUGACACUUACCUCAUGGUUCAAAGACUUCCAAAUCACGUUUUUAAAUUAACAGUAAAACCUCCCAAAUCCACAAAAUAUAAAAUCACUAUACUUGGUCGGAUAUCACCCGAGAACGACGGAGGCUAUGCUACUCUUGUUGAUUAUAUGGUGGAGGGGCAAGAUAUAUCAGGACCUAUCGAUCCUUUCCCAGACCAUUUUGGUGCUUGGGGAGUCCGAGAUCCGACUAAGUUUGGAAUUGACGGGAGUAUGACAUAUCGUACAGUGUUUGCGUCUGAUUCGGGAAGGAUGAGUCUCCCCAUUAAAACAAUCGGUAACAGCAGAUUUACCCAUAAGCUCGUCCAUGCUGAAAAGGCCAUCGAAGAUGCCGACGAUUUCAUAAUUCGUGAAUUUCAGAAAAAUCUUAUGGUCUUACACAUAAGGUUUCCUUUCAAAGGUUUUUAUACUUUAAAAAUUUACACCAAAUCCAACUCGUCAGAUCAGAAAAUGUUUACGCACGCUACCAAUUUGCUUAUCGAUUGUCAUAAUCCCGCAGACAUUGGCCCAUUUCCUAAAACGUUUGCUGAAACUGAUCGUCAGGAAUGCAUCCUUCUAGAACCAGGAGAGAAAGAUGUACCAGCAAACACUGAAGUUGCGUUCACAAUUGAAUCUCCUAUUUUACAAUGCGCUAUGGUCAAAUCGUCAUCAGGCUCUACUAAAAUGCAAGGUAACAAUAAGAAUGAAUGGAGUGCGACAGUGACUACCCCGGAUCCCGGUGAAAAAAUAACAAUAUAUGGGAGUGAAACACCAGAUCGAUAUUUAGCUUUGUAUCAAUUUCGAUCAGAGAAAGAUCCACUACCAAGUACCAGGGCUAAAAUAGAAACUCCUAAAUCUCAGACUCAAAGUGAAUUUCAGAGCGAAGACGAUUUCGAAUUUAAGAACUUGGCAGAUUCCAAUUUAACUAUAGACUAA
Lottia gigantea (owl limpet) is the source of this 1860-nucleotide messenger RNA. RefSeq lists its product as hypothetical. The record is from RefSeq and is a predicted model, not a curated record. Lineage: Eukaryota; Metazoa; Mollusca; Gastropoda; Lottiidae. Bases 1 to 1860 code for a protein of 619 amino acids. The transcript is spliced from 4 exons.